AUGGACAAGCUCGCUGAGGUGUUUAACAGGCAUCUCACUCAUGCACAUUACAAUGUGAUGAGCCAGAUCCAUAACACCCGGAUGUCCCAAGGGGUUUCAGUGAUGGAUCAUAUCAUGAAAAUGAUAAAUCUAUUUGAGAAGCUCAAGUACAUGGGGAUGGCAUUCAAUUUAUUGUACAAGACGAAUGUUAUCUUAAAUUCUCUGCCCACUACUUGUGCUCAUUUUUGCAUGUCUUACAAUAUUAGUAAUAAGGACUUAGAGCUCACCGAGCUGGCCAAUGUUCUGGUAGAGGCAGAGAAGACCCUAAAGGAUAAUAAGCUAGAAGUCAAUACCACAGAUGCUAAGCCUUAUUCCAAAGGAAAAAGAAGAAAAAGGAUAGUAAGGGGAAAGCCCUAA
Telopea speciosissima is the source of this 396-nucleotide messenger RNA. RefSeq lists its product as uncharacterized. The coding region runs from base 1 to 396 and encodes 131 amino acids. The record is from RefSeq and is a predicted model, not a curated record. Lineage: Eukaryota; Viridiplantae; Streptophyta; Magnoliopsida; Proteales; Proteaceae. The transcript has a single exon.